This is a messenger RNA of Truncatella angustata, 2847 nucleotides long. RefSeq names its product sulfate transporter family-domain-containing protein. Gene Ontology annotation, molecular function: sulfate transmembrane transporter activity. The transcript has 3 exons. Gene Ontology annotation, biological process: transmembrane transport. The coding region runs from base 177 to 2537 and encodes 786 amino acids. The record is from RefSeq and is a predicted model, not a curated record. Gene Ontology annotation, cellular component: membrane. Lineage: Eukaryota; Fungi; Ascomycota; Sordariomycetes; Amphisphaeriales; Sporocadaceae.
CACAAGUCAACAUCCUCGGCGGUCAGAGGAUCAAACGACCAAACUCGAAUUUUUGACCUCUUGAUUGCCCUUUUCUAAUACCAAUCCAAACGACGUAGGCUCGUUACACAUGGACUAGCCAAGCCAGACGCAGUUCAAGUUAGACUACAUGGUCUAGGUUGUUGAAGUGCUUCACUAUGUCACCCAGACCGCCUUCGCCCUCGCGGUCCAACUCGCGCCAAGCCUACGAUCACGCGCCCACAACACCAAGCGCACUGCGUAAUAGCCAUACCUUGUCCUCUUCAUCGCUGUCGAACAAUAGCAUGGCCGACGAUGAUGUUGCGCGAGACGAAAACAGCCCGCCUUCGACCCAGGCCGGACCAAGUAUAGUACCCAACACUUCUGCCGAUCCGUCGGAAUCGACGUCCCUCCUCCACCACGAACGAGCACACCCUGGGCAAUGCGACCACGGCACCUUCUCUCCUCGUCCCGGUAGCCCCGUCGGCAGCAGCUACAGGAGUUCUGAUGUCGACACCACCUCGAUGGUGGGAUCUGAUGCCUCCAUUGGGCAGCUUAAGGGCAACUGGAGAAAGACCCUGUCCUCCAAAAUGAAGACCAAGACCAUGGCCAACUCUAGCUCGCUUGCCGAACAACAUGGUUUCAGGGACUCGAAUAUGAUGUACCUAUCGUACUAUGUGCCCUCCUUGAUAUGGAUACGUCAGUAUAAUUGGACGUGGUUAAAGGGUGACAUUACAGCCGCCAUCACACUGGCUUCCAUGUACCUGCCAAUGGCCCUUUCGUAUGCAGACAGUCUGGCGCAUGUCCCUCCAAUCAAUGGCUUGUAUGCCUUUGUUUUUAACCCCUUCAUCUAUGGUCUUCUAGGGAGCUGUCCUCAGAUGGUGGUGGGGCCAGAAGCAGCAGGGUCGCUUCUUGUCGGCUCAAUAGUGAAAGGCAGUAUUGAUUCUGGGCAUGAAGAUGAUGAUAAUACCGUCAUGCAUGCAAGGGUCGCCGGCGUAGCUGUCGGUAUAGCUGGUGCUACUGUCUUUAUGAUGGGUCUGUUCCGCUUAGGUUUCCUGGACAGCGUUCUAAGCCGACCCUUUCUUCGGGGUUUCAUAUCUGCUAUUGGUGUCGUCAUCUUCAUCGACCAACUGAUUCCCGUGCUUGGUCUCUCCGCAGUCGCUGCAAGGACAGCAGGUGUCGGGCAUGGCAGUUCGGCGCAAAAGCUGGAGUUUCUCUUCAGCCACCUAACCGACCUCCAUAAGCUCUCAGCCCUUGUGGGUGUGGUAAGCUUCACCAUCAUUAUGGUUCUGCGUGAACUCAAAAGGCGCCUCCAGCCCAGAUAUCCAAGUGUAGCAUAUUUCCCUGAUCGGCUACUCGUUGUCGUCGUGUCCACCCUGCUGGCAUGGAGACUGCGUUGGGACGAGCAGGGAGUGGCAGUCCUGGGUGAUGUGCAACAAGGUUCGGCCGAUCUCUUCGAGAUCCACAACCCUUUUCAAAUGGGCCAUAUCACGCAUAUACGUGAAGCCAUGGGAACCUCUUUCCUUAUCGGUAUGCUAGGCUUCUUUGAGUCUUCAGUAGCAGCCAAAAGUCUUGGCACAGGAGAUGCAAUCGAAGGUAUGCAACUCAGUCCCAACCGCGAACUUAUUGCACUCGGCGUCUCAAAUCUUGUUGGCUCUUGCUUCAUGGCCAUUCCAGCCUUUGGCGGAUAUGGCAGAAGUAAGAUCAACAAGUCCACUGGUGGCACGAGUCCUAUGAGCUCGAUUUUGCUCAGCAUUAUCACGGUCUUCUGCACAAUAUUCAUGCUUCCAUGGUUCUACUAUAUACCAAAACCUGUUCUUGCGUCACUUAUAACUGUGGUCGCAUGGUCUCUGAUCGAGGAAGCCCCCCACGACAUAGCUUUCUUCCUUCGCAUUAGAGGUUGGACCGAGUUAUCUCUCAUGGCAGUAAUUCUUCUCGUGACGGUGUUUUUCUCACUCAAUCUUGGUAUUGCGAUCGGCAUUGGACUCUCCCUUUUACAGGUAAUUAGACAUGCAACGCGCCCGCGCAUUCAGAUUCUGGGACGAAAUCCAGGAACAGAUCGAUUCGAGAACGCAGAGGAACAUCCAGAACUUCUUGAGUUUAUCGAAGGUUGUCUCAUCGUCAAGAUCCCCGAACCUCUCACUUUUGCCAAUACAGGUGAACUCAAGAACAGACUGCGGAGACUUGAGCGGUAUGGCACCAACUCUGCGCACCCUGCAUUGCCGCGUCUGCGGCCUGAUAGCAGCCACAGGAACGUGGUUUUUGAUAUUCAUGGCGUAACUUCUAUGGAUGGCUCCGGCACGCAGGUACUCGAGGAAAUCGUACGUAGCUACCGCGCUCGUGGCGUUCGCGUAUUUUUCAGUCGGGCUCCAAGUAAGAGACAUAGAGUCUGGCAGCUUCUAGACCAGAGCGGCAUUGUUGAGCUCGUGGGCGGUGAGACGCACUUCGUCGCCGACGUCAAGGAAGCGUUACGGAUGACCGAGACUCAAGAUUUAGAAGAGACAGGAGCUUGUGUUGUUGCAAGCGACGAGCUCUCGUAGGGCAUGAACACGCUUUGAACGUGCAAAGAGCUUUAUCCAUGAACUUUGGAGAAAUUCUUCACUGAUGCAAGAAUUCACUAUCCAAGAUGAAGGAAUUGGCAGGUUUGUCGGUUGGGAGGCAACUAUUCCGACCAUCCACCUCCAGUUCUAGCAUACUGGUGGUAGCAUGCAGAACUGGUCACUGUAUCGAUGGUGCUGUUUAAUUGUAGGAGCUACGUCACCAGUGCCGUUAUUCAGAGAGAGAGAGAUAUACAUACAUAGCAUAGCGUUGACUUGGUUAUAUAAUACCCAUGAGUUUAUGUCCCAGAAA